Messenger RNA from Cucurbita pepo subsp. pepo (vegetable marrow), 1650 nucleotides. RefSeq lists its product as uncharacterized. Gene Ontology annotation, cellular component: cytoplasm; protein phosphatase type 2A complex; nucleus. Lineage: Eukaryota; Viridiplantae; Streptophyta; Magnoliopsida; Cucurbitales; Cucurbitaceae. The record is from RefSeq and is a predicted model, not a curated record. Gene Ontology annotation, biological process: mitotic spindle organization. Gene Ontology annotation, molecular function: peptidyl-prolyl cis-trans isomerase activity; protein tyrosine phosphatase activator activity.
GAAUCAAAAUCCGAACCAGAAGUAGAGAGCCACCUUCUGUUUCGCUUCACCAGUUGAUCUGACUGACCAUCGCCAAUCGGAUUCAACCUCACUUUCUGUAGCAAUGGAACAACAGCAGUGUCAUCAAACCCUUUUAUCGCCGGACUCUUCGUGCCCGCCGGCGCCAUCUUCUUCUUCCUCCUCCGCUCAUGCUGAUUCUACUGCGCCAUGUGGAACCUGCCGCAAAUGCGGCGGUCCUACCACCUUUGCUCCGCCGCCUCCUUCCUGGUCGUCGUCGGAAGUUUCACCGCCUCCAAACUAUCGACCUAUUAGAGCUCCGGCUGUCAAUCUCCCUCCGAAUGAACAGUCUCGACAAGCCAUAAUUCUCUCUCCGGUUCCUCACUCGGAGAAGGUACUUCCCGUUUCGCCUCCUUUUCUUUUUCAAGCUCCUUCUAAGAAAAUCCAAUCGCCUGAAGAUAUCCGUAGCUUUAACGAUUCUGAUUCCGGCAAGAAUUUCCUAGGCUUUAUUGUCGCCCUCUCUGAAUCCAUGCGUGGCCACAAAAUAUCUGAUCCUUGCCAUGAAUCGGACACCGUGAAUACCAUUAUUUCAAUGCUUUGCACUUUGAUUGAUUGGGUCGAUGAAAUUCCUCCCACGGAGCAAGCAGCUCGAUAUGGCAAUAUUUCGUAUCGAACUUGGCACUCUCGCUUGGUCGAAAACAGCGACGAUUUCAUGUUACGGUUGCUUCCCGACGAUCAGAAAUCCGCCACUGUUGAAUUAGUACCGUAUUUCACUGAUAGCUUCGGAAAUUCGAGCCGUAUCGAUUACGGCACGGGCCACGAAACUAAUUUCGCUGCCUGGUUGUAUUGCAUGGCGAGGUUGGGGGUUAUUAAAGAAGAAGAUUAUCACGCUGUUGUGGCUAGAGUGUUCGUCAAGUACCUGGAAUUAAUGAGAAAGUUGCAAUUGGUUUAUUGUUUGGAGCCGGCGGGAUCGCACGGGGUUUGGGGUCUUGACGACUACCACUUUUUACCUUUCAUCUUCGGGUCCUCUCAGUUGAUUGACCAUAAAUAUAUGAAACCGAAGUCCAUUCACAAUCCGGAUAUCUUGGAAAACUUUUCUGCUGAGUAUCUCUAUCUCUCAUGUAUUGCUUUCGUGAAGAAAGUGAAGAAGGGUCUGUUUGCGGAGCACUCUCCUUUGCUGGAUGAUAUCAGUGGGGUUCCUGCUUGGAAGAAGGUGAACAGUGGGUUGCUCAAAAUGUAUAAAGCGGAGGUGUUGGAGAAAGUUCCUAUCAUGCAGCAUUUUCUCUUCGGAUCGCUCAUCAAAUGAAGGAUGCUCUCGCAGGUGGCAUUCUGACCUUUUCUUCCUUAAUUUCUGACAGGGAAUAAGAUGAGGGUACCAUUUGUGCAUUUUGUUUGUGGACUUCAAACUACUUCUGCUAACAAUCAUGGAAACCGGGAAAGUAUGUACUUUCUGUUAACUCUUUUAACUGCUAGUCUUGCUCAAGUGCCCUCUUAAGUUUGGUGAAUCCAAAUAAGAAAAUCAAACAUUCAAACUACAAUGUCGCCUAGAUAUGAAAAUGGAAAUCUUCUUAAAAUUUAUUAUAUUUGCACAACUCAAACUAUUUUGUACUUUUUCUUGUAGAAUGCUGUCGUUUUGUGCUUGUUCUUGUUGAA